Molecule: messenger RNA, 4415 nt
Organism: Alosa sapidissima (American shad)
Lineage: Eukaryota; Metazoa; Chordata; Actinopteri; Clupeiformes; Clupeidae
Gene: rcan2
Product: regulator of calcineurin 2
Exons: 5
Coding region: 191-904 (237 amino acids)
Biological process (GO): calcium-mediated signaling
Cellular component (GO): nucleus; cytoplasm
Molecular function (GO): nucleic acid binding; calcium-dependent protein serine/threonine phosphatase regulator activity
Source: RefSeq, a predicted model, not a curated record
UAUUUCAUUACUGGGUAACGCAAACAUCUUUUGAAUGCCGGAAGGCAGCCAUUGGUGAUUCAAACUGUCUGCAAUAACGUCAGGAGAUUAGUGAAUCGCAGCUGGAAUGCGAGGUUGAUUCACAAAGGGAAGUGAGGAGGCAGAGCGACCGCGGAAGAUACGCAUCGGACAGCUUACAUCCCGAACAGCCAUGAAAGGAGAGCAUUUAUUUAACAACCUGCGGGGCUCACCAUUCAUCCAAAGGGUGUAUCGGCUGGGCGGCGAGGAGCUGGUGGUGCUUCAGGCCUCGGUGGAGCCGGCGCUGGGGGACAGCUUCCACCAGAUCACCGACUUCAACGACCUCCCCACCUCGCUGUUUGCCUGCAAUGUGGACCAGAGCGUGUUUGAGGAGCAGGAUGGCAAGGAGAUGUUCGAGGUCCUGUUCUUGGCGUACGACGAGCUCGCCACCUUCCAGCUGUUCAAGAGUUUCCGGCGCGUGCGCAUCAACUUCAGCAACCCCAAAGCAGCGGCCAGCGCCAGAAUAGAGCUCCACGAAACGCCAUUCAGGGGCAAGAAGCUCAAGCUCUACUUCGCCCAGGUCCAGAACCCCUCCUCCGACGGUGACAACCUUCACUUGGCUCCGCCCCAGCCCUCCAAGCAGUUCCUCAUCUCCCCGCCCGGCUCACCUCCCAUUGGCUGGCAACAGAUUGACGAGACCACCCCUGUCAUCAACUACGACCUCCUGUACGCCGUCGCCAAACUGGGCCCAGGAGAGAAGUUUGAGCUGCAUGCCGGCACAGAGUCCACCCCCAGUGUGGUCGUCCACGUGUGCGACAGCGACAUAGAAGAGGAGGAGGAACCAAAGAACUGCCCCAAGCCAAAAAUCAUCCAGACCCGGCGCCCGGACCUGCCCGUCUCCCACUGAACUCUCACCCACCCAACGCCACCCAUCAUCCCCUCACCCCUGCAACAUCCACCCCCUCACCCCUGCAACAUCCACCCUCUCUACCACCCCCCCACCCCCCACUACCACCCAUCACCCUCUCACCCCUGCAACAUCCACCCUCUCUACCCCCCAUCACCCCCUCACCGCCACCAAGCCAGCACAUCUCUCCUCAGGCACUCACCGUGGGAGGAAUCAACAGAUCUUCAUCACCAACCCACCCCCCCCCACCCCCACCCCCACCCCACACACACACACACACACACCCAAGAAUGGCCCCAGAAACAGCCCCUUUCCACACACACCCUUGGUCCAGACAAUGGUCUACUCUAGUUGAGAGUAGUCGGAGGAGACCCGCUCUCUGUUGCUCAUCUGAUACACAGCUGUUCAUGUUAUCAUCACAGAAGUUUUUUUUAUUUUAUUUGCUUUCUUUUUGUUUUUAUUUUGUAUUUUGACAAAAAGCCAGAACUCUCACUCUCUCUUUCUAACUUUAACUCUACCACUUUCCCCUCCUACCUUCUGUCCACUCUAUGUCCAUAUCUGUUUCUCUGUCUCAUACUCCUGGUUCACUCAAGGGUACCCGGAUUUCACCUCAUCACAAGUCGUCAUUGAGUUCUCAUUGACAACAGCAAAUUGGGGUACGCAGGGAGUUAAUUAGAGGGAAGAUAGGAACAAAUCUGAUGUAAAGGUGUUUAGAUUUGACACUCUGAUUUAAUUGAAAGGGAUAUAUCAACACAACACACACAGCAAUACAUUAAUAUUGAGCCAGAAUUACAGUCUGUAGCAAAAGCAAAUGAGCUAGCUAUGUGUGCAUUAGCUUGUGUUGCUUUCUCACUCUCCUGUUCCUGACAGAUUAACCGUGAGGUUGUAAUACUUCUUGAAAGCCAAUAGGUGGCAGCAUGCAUCUGAUUGCUCACUAUCAAAUUGGUUCCUUGUCUUUGACGCAUGCUUGUGUCAGAAGCCUAUUGGUCUACCAUAACAAACAUGUCUGCCCAAGAAUACCAUGCCAUGUAGCUCUGGGAUGGUCGUUACUGGCUUGGACUCAAAGUGGUGGUCUAGAAAUGCGAUGGCCUGCGUGUGUUACAUGUGACUGUCCUAAGGGCUCAUUACAGUAGAAGUUUGCAAUUCCAGGCCCUGCUAUCUUCUUGAUGGGUAUAGUGGCUACUGGGCUAGCCAGGGAUCAGCUCAUUCAACAUUUACUCUCACAAAAUCUACUUAAUGUUGAAGAACAUAAUCAUUAUUGUGUCAUGUAAGCCCAAGAUGAUUUGGUAAGGUUCAUUCAUUGCAAUACUGCUGACCACAAUAGGGUUUCGAAUCAUGCCAAUGCAUGCAGGGGUCUUAUCAUUUUUUCUGAAUCAUAUUGGGGUCUGUUUGCUGCGUUUUGAAUGAUUUUUAGAAUUUUAAUUAGAUUCAAAACGUAAUACUUCUGAGGGUGACAAGACCUGGUGUGGCACUUCAAGUGAAUUGAUCUGAUAUUUCUAGAUGUCAUUUUUAUCUCCUCAAUGUGAAUUUCUCUCUUGCUCUGUACUUGUCUUGUUCCUUAAAGAUCUGUUUAAGGUGUGUAAGAAAAUAUAAAAUAGACAUUUAUUUCGCCUGUACAUACAGGCGAGCAUAAUUCCAUAGGAUGAAGUGAAAAGCCAACUGAUUCUGUUAGAUGUGGAAAGAGUGUCUGUAGGCUAAUGCAUGGUUACAUCAUUUGUUACAACUGUUGUACAUCUCGCCAUUCUUUGUGUGCCUCCGUAGAGUGCAAGAAAGAUAUAAAAGAACUUGUUUUGUAAAAACAACAAAAAAGAGCUAAGGGGGGAUGCAUGACCAUAAAGAUAUACCAUCCAUUUAAGCCUGUAUCAUUUUAGUGAGCUACACAAAAAUCCUCCAAGUGCUAUUACCGUCUUUGAGAAAGAGGGUCUGCAGACUAACUCAAACAGCUUUUUUUCCCCUUCAUUCAGUGUCUUUUUGGCGUGCCUGGUUCAUGUUUUUCUUUUUUUGGCUUAAUCUGAAUACAUAUUGAUUCAAUCACCCCUUUGCAAAGCCAUACUUUUAGCAUCACUUUAUUUCAGAACAGAUAAUCCAUCACUUGGAAAAACAAUAACUGCAGUUAUGGGACAAACAGUUGCAGUUACACUGCAGUUUUUCAGGUUCAGUGCAUUACAAUGCAGUUUCAUAUCCAAAAUACUGCAUUAUUGUCUUCAUGAAAUUACUUAACAACUGCAGUUUUGACACUAGAAAAACUUAACAACUGAUAAACUGCUGUUAUUUUUUGUAAGGGAUAAAUGAUAAUGAAAGUUUUUCAAAGGGUGUGGUUCUAAUGUAAUAGGUCCUGUCUUAGGUCCAGGGGUCACUGUGUAGCACUGUGCUGUCUCCUUACUGUGAAGUAACAGCUCUUUGGGUCGUAAUGCUAUAUGUGCCGUUCUCAUAAGGACUCCAAAUUCAUCACACACUAAAAAAGAAGCCUCAGACUUCACUCCACACAUGUGCUGUUUAUAUCCCACUGUAAUGACCUUCAGUCAUAAGACAUCAUGUGUAACGGGUUACCUCACACCAUCCGCCCGCCCUUGUAAAAUAGACAUAUUGGUGUUUUUAGUUCCCUGGACAUUGCUGAGGUGUUGAAUGUAAAUGGAUUGUGUUACAAAUAGACAACUGUAGGUUGGAAUGUUCAAACAGUUGUUUGUUUGUUUGUUUUGUUUUGUGUUCAGUGGAUCAAUUUGUCAGUCGAAUCAAAUACAUAUGUGAUGAAAAUGAAAGUGAUGGCUCCCCAUUAGCUUGGGAAGGGUGUAGGGUACGUUUAGGUGGAGGCUGUAUAGUCCUCUCUCUCUCUUUCUUUCUCUCUAUCUAUUCAUUUCUCUCUGGGAUGUUCAUAUCCUGGGUAUCCUCACUAUACUCAGUAGGGUCAUUACGCACAGAACAUGGCACUUGAGAUGGUACAGGACCCAAGGUCACACAUAAACUUCCUGCAUGUGUCACAUGUCAAUCUCUUGCGUGCGUAAUCCAACAUGGCCACUCCUUUCGUCCCCCUCUCCAAUCCAGGCUUUUCAACUCACUAGUUUCAAGUAGUUUCUAGAUCCAUGUCUCAAACAUGCACACAUCAGCUGCUUUCCUCAGCAUUCUCGAUCAUUUCUUUGUACACCCUGUAUUUUGAGCUGUUCGUGCCGGUGUGCAUAUUGUUAAGACGUCCAGACCUUCUUUCCUCGGUUUUCUCCCUUUUCUGUCUUUUUUUGGGAAAAGAAACAAUAUGCUCUGUGUUCUUUUUGAGAGUCUGGUUGGGAAUUAGUGUCACUGACUUUGAGAAACAAUAUCUGUAAUGUGUAUACUCGUGCAAGACCAUUGAUGUACCUUUCAUCUACAUGUACAAUCUGCCUGCCUACACUAAAGAAACAUAUCUGUAUAUAUUAAUCAAUACUAUUUUUACUGCAUUUUUGUACAAAUAUUCAUGGUAGCCAUGUACAAGUAGUCAAACUGAAUCUACAGUAGUAUUAAAAAAAAGAGUUUGGUUUUA